AGUUUGACCAGAUAUGGUUAUAGCUACAAGUGUGCCUUCUGCAAGUAUGUCUCAGAGUUGAAGUCGAGAGCGAAUAGUUCACCUAGAACAUUGCUGACCUCAAAGUUGGUGGGUUUGAGAUUGUUUAGAAACCGGUAUUCAGACAAGGGCAUUUCGCUGAUCUUGGACUUGUAUGUAACACCAAGAAAUAAAAAACUGUAUAAGCACCAGCAAGGCUGAAAAAAAGAGAGGGAAUGUGAUGACUCUGCCAUGACAUUAACUGGUCUGCUUAAAGGUCCUAAGGUCUCUGCUAACUGAAUGCAUGCUGUGCCAUGAACGACAACCAUGAUUUCAUGGAAAGAAAAAUGAUAAUCGAGUGCCAUAAUGAAGAUAGUGGGAAAGAAAUGUAAAGUGCUGCGUGGGAUGGCCUCGUCUCUUCUUCCAAAGAAUUUAUUGUCUUCUUUCAUCUUUCUCCUCUUGGGGACUAUUAUUACUAUUGUCAUAGUGAUACUGCGGAAUUAUUUAAGUGACUGUCGCUUGAUGGCACUGUGCAAGAGGAAUGCUGAAGAAAAAACACAUUUAAAAUGCUGGUUUAGUAUGAUCAAAUGCUAUGAUCCUUCAGUAAGCAGUAAAGAAGAACAACCACAUUCAAAGAACUGGUUCAAUGCACUUGCUCGGAACGAUGUAAGGACAUUAACUGCCUGGAAUGCUCCUAUCCUGUGGGAAGGAACUUUCAAUCAAACAUACUUAAAUGAAUUUCAUAAAAAGAAAAAGACAGUAAUAGGCCUAACAGUUUUUGCAACUGGCAGAUACCUGGAAAAAUAUCUAAGGACAUUUUUGAUAUCUGCGGAGCAGUUUUUCAUGACUGGACAUCAAGUUAUAUAUUAUGUCUUUGCUGACGAUAUUGCUAAUGUUCCUCAUAUUGAGCUUCCUCAAGGCCGCUUCCUGAGGGUUAGUGAAAUAAAGGAAGAAAAAAGAUGGCAAGACAACAGUAUGAAACGCAUGCUUAUCAUUGGGCAAAUGAUAAAAAGUCACGCUAUGUAUGAAGUCGACUACAUAUUCUGCAUGGAUGUCGACCAGGUUUUUAAAGAUUCUUUUGGAGUAGAAACACUAGGUAAACGGGUUGCUCAGAUUCAAGCGUGGUUUUACAAAGCAGAUAAAAGUAAAUUUACUUAUGAAAGAAGGCCAAUUUCUGCUGCUUACAUUGCCGAAGACGAAGGAGAUUUUUACUACCAUGCUGCUGUGUUUGGCGGGACACCAUCAAAUGUUUUCGAUCUGGUGACUGCAUGCUAUGAAGGUAUUGAAAAGGAUAAAAAGAACAACGUAGAAGCAGUAUGGCACGAUGAAAGUCAUUUGAAUCGAUACCUUUUAAAUCACAAACCAACACUGCUGCUCUCUCCUGAGUACUGCUGGGAUGAAGUGAUCGGUCCAAGUAAAGAAAUUAGGACAGUACGUAUAGCAUGGGCUCCAAAACAGUAUGACAUAAUCCGAAAUAGUAAUGAAUAACUUUCUGAAAUCAGACUUGAGUUUAAACUAUGAUUCAGAGUGUGAGCUGAAGCAGUGUAGACUCCUGAGCUGAUGUUUGUAUCAGCAGAUUUUCCUGCAUACUGCCAUGUAGAACAUGGUGUGUUUUGCAUGAAGCAGACUCUUCUGUUUGUUUCAAGAUUCAUGUUACUGCUUACAGCUAAUAUAAUACUGCUUGCUUUUUCAAGUCAAAUGUACAGUUUUGACUUUUUUCACAGCCUUUCAUUUCACAGCUUUGAAGUCUAGAAACAUUAUUGAAAAUAAAAUCGAGUGGUAUCCCAUUAUGGUCAAUCAUCAAAGAUACUUAGCCUUUAAAUUCCAGAUGGGAUCAUGAACGUAUGACAGUUCCAUUAGCAUUUGCUUACUGAUUUUUUGCUGAAAGGGAGAUACUAUACUGCUCAUUGACUGCUUAUUUAAACUGUAGGUUCUGAUAUGCAUUUAAUGUUGUAUUCCAGCUGUUGGCUAAAACAUGGAGAACAUAAGGGACAGGAUCACAUUAUCUCAAAUGAAUUCUUCACUUCAUUUACUGAGCAGGCUCUCUACCUUGACAUUCCUGACAUUCAGUGAUUGAUAUCUGUGUUUACAUAUUGUCAGUUGUUAUUAUGAUGCCAUAAAGGAAGUAUUUUGUAAAAACUGUGGGCACCAGUUCAGAAAUAACGUUAUGUGCUAUUUCUGCCAGAAAAAAAAAAACUAUGAUAGUUGAAUUAUUUGGCCUUGGAUUUGAGUGGACUAGGUGCUGACCACUAGGACUGCUCAUAUAUUGCGUGUUCUUAAAGUUACAAAAACAUCCUUCGCUGUCAGAUCAAUACAAGUGAUGUAAUACUAAACAUGCAAAGCCAUAACCCUUCCUGCCUUUUCAAAAGCUUCCCAAAGUUCAGCUUUGACAGUAAUGAAAAUUUCUCAUACUGCAGAAUCACUGAAUACAGUAAAAAAGCAAUGACUUUCAGCUUUUUUGUGGUUAGGGGUUGCC
Molecule: messenger RNA, 2473 nt
Organism: Protopterus annectens (West African lungfish)
Lineage: Eukaryota; Metazoa; Chordata; Ceratodontiformes; Protopteridae
Product: N-acetyllactosaminide alpha-1,3-galactosyltransferase-like
Exons: 7
Coding region: 364-1485 (373 amino acids)
Biological process (GO): carbohydrate metabolic process
Cellular component (GO): vesicle; Golgi apparatus; membrane
Molecular function (GO): hexosyltransferase activity
Source: RefSeq, a predicted model, not a curated record